Messenger RNA from Hibiscus syriacus, 369 nucleotides. RefSeq names its product protein SPEAR3-like. Bases 1 to 369 code for a protein of 122 amino acids. The record is from RefSeq and is a predicted model, not a curated record. The transcript is spliced from 3 exons. Gene Ontology annotation, molecular function: DNA-binding transcription factor activity. NCBI's taxonomy places the organism in Eukaryota, Viridiplantae, Streptophyta, Magnoliopsida, Malvales, Malvaceae.
AUGAGAAAUGACAGAGGUGGGUCGUUGUCUUCAAGUAAAGGCAAGAAGAAGAGUAAUUCAGAGAAGCCUAGGCCGCCCCGGAGAGGGCUUGGUGUUGAUCAAUUGGAGAGGAUUUUACACGGAAAUAUGGCGUCUCCUUGUAUAACUUACCCUGGAUAUUUCAACCACGAAGACAUGAGAGUGCAGAAUGCUUGUUCAUCUUUUUCAUAUUCAUCAACUUCCUUGGCUUCUUAUGGUUUCCUCCCCAGCAAGAUGGAUUCAAAACCAACAAAGAUCAAGCAGAGAAGUAACUCAGUGGAACCCAGCAGUCGGAAUUCUGAGUCAGGUGAUGCACGAGAGCUAGAUUUGGAGCUCAGAUUGUCAUUGUAA